CAAACACACCACUUCUACCUAUCAAGUGAUCAUCCUCAUCUUCCUUCCUUCCUUCCUUCCUUCCUUCUACAAAAUAAUCUUCUCUCUAUUUCUUUUUAUUAAGAAUGGGUUCUCUUGAGGCUUCCGCUCCUCUAGGGAGGACAACCGUGCACCGCCUGAUCGCGGAGGAAGGAUCGGUGUUGAUGCCCGGUAUCCAAGACGCCUUCUCCGCCGCCAUUUGUGCCAAAACUGGCUUCAAAGCUUGCUUUGUGUCUGGCUUUGGUGUUUCUGCUGCCCUUCUUGGCCUGCCUGACUUUGGCUUGCUCACAACAACCGAGGUUGUGGAAACUGUUCGUAGAAUUACCGCUGCUGCUCCAGACUUGUGUGUAGUUGUUGAUGGAGACACCGGAGGUGGUGGCCCACUUAACGUCCAAAGGUUCAUCAAAGAAUUGAUUGCCGCUGGUGCCAAGGGUGUGUUUUUGGAGGAUCAAGUAUGGCCCAAGAAGUGUGGUCAUAUGCGUGGUAAGAGUGUUGUACCAGCAGAGGAGCAUGCACUUAAAAUUGCAGCAGCAAGAGAAGCUAUUGGUGAUUCUGAUUUUUUCUUGGUAGCAAGGUCUGAUGCUAGAGCUCCCCAUGGUCUUCAAGAAGCUAUUCGACGGGCUAACCUUUACAGAGAGGCUGGAGCUGAUGCCACCUUUGUCGAGGCACCAGCAAAUCUCGAAGAGUUAAAAGAGGUUGUUAGAGAUGUUAAGGGUUUGAGGAUUGCUAACAUGAUCGAGGGUGGAAAGACCCCACUUCACACACCAACAGAGUUCAAGGAAAUGGGAUUCCACUUGAUCGCUCAUUCACUCUCGACAAUCUAUGCUACAACUAAAGCUUUGGUUGACAUCAUGAAGGUUCUUAAGGACAAGGGUACCACCAGGGAUGAUUUGGAGAAGAUUGUUACUUUCUCUGAAUUUAACGACAUGAUUAGCUUGGAAUCUUGGUAUGAGACUGAAUCAAAGUUCAAGAACUUCACCCCAAAAUCUUUGGAAUCAUAAGUUAUGGUUAUCUUAUCUAGCAUGCCAAAUUAAGGCAUUAGAAAUCAUGGGUUUGAAAUUUCAAUUCUUAUUAUUAUUGUUAUUGUUUAAUUAAUGUUGUUUGAAAUAAGGCAUGGGUAAUGCUUGUUACUUUGUUAGUAUUAUUUUUUAGUGUGAGAUCAAGAUUCACAUAUGUUGUAAUCAUUUGUUUUAUUUAGCAUUAUUAUUACAUGAGUUUAUUUUAUAUAAAUCUCAUGUUCCUUUUCUAAUGAGAAAAUGAAUAAAACAAUUCAUUAUUGCUUA
This is a messenger RNA of Spinacia oleracea (spinach), 1301 nucleotides long. Its product is annotated as petal death protein. The transcript has 6 exons. Bases 105 to 1019 code for a protein of 304 amino acids. Gene Ontology annotation, molecular function: catalytic activity. The record is from RefSeq and is a predicted model, not a curated record. Lineage: Eukaryota; Viridiplantae; Streptophyta; Magnoliopsida; Caryophyllales; Amaranthaceae.